GUGGAGAAACCGCGACGGCUACGCCAGCGAAACCAAAGAGCUCGGCGUUGUGAAAGCGCUUCACAGCUACCUCAGUCGGCUCUUCGUCGUAAUCACGGUAGCUGGGUGUGUGGAGGUGUGUGCUGGAAAACAAGCCCGUCCCCCCUCGACGAAUCAAGAUAUCCCGGAAAGAAGAGUGCAGGGGUGUGGUGUGGAAGGUGGCGUGUCAUCGAGGCGAGCGGGGCAGGGCGACAGAGGUUGUACGCCCGGGCUGGGAAAGCAGGAAACAUCGAGGCAUCCGAGGGAAAAGUGCAUGAGAGAGAUUAAGAGGGGAGAAGAGCGGAGAGAAGAACGCGUCCGGAUUUUACAGUUUUAAAAAAAAAAAAGGAAUCGAAAAGGCUUUUGUCUUCUGCGGACUCGAGUUGCAAGCGGGUGCCCCGUUGUGCCGGACGCCAGGCAGCCAGCUAGUCAAAGAAGAAACGGCCGCCACUCAGUUUUCUUGUAGGAGGCUGGUGGGGGUGAAAUGAAGAGAUUUCUCCGUCAAGGGCAGGAAUCCUUGAAAGAUCGGCAGAAGCAGGACCUCUUUCAGUUUAACAAGACAGUGGAACAUGGAUUCCCUCACCAGCCUAGUGCCCUUGGAUUCAGCCCCAGACUCGGACUUCUGGCCAUUGGGACCCGCUCUGGAGCAAUCAAACUCUACGGCACACCAGGAGUUGAGUUUAUGGGUCUACAUGAAGCAAAUGCUGCAGUCCUGCAGAUACACUUCCUAGCAGAACAGGGCCAACUUGUCACACUUCUUGAGGACAACAGCCUUCACUUAUGGAAGCUGCAAGCUCGCAAUGACGUGUCUGAGUUGGCAGAGAAGACCAGUUUCACGUUACAAGGAAAGCCAGGAGCCCUGCCCAGUACUACGCAUGUAACAGCCGUGCUGGCCCACUCCUCCCGAGAUCUCCUGUAUCUGGGCACAGAGGGAGGCCAUGUGUUUGUUGUUAAGACCCCUGACUUUGAAGAACUGGAGGAGCACUAUAUCAGUGUUGAAGACGUUCAGCAGAGGAUUCCAGUGGAAUAUGCAGGAAGGCGGAACCUUGACUACGUCGAGACUUUGACCGAGAAUCCUCAAAAUCCAAAUCAAAUCCUUAUUGGCUAUAGCCGAGGACUCUUGGUACUAUGGGAUGUUAAGAGCAAGACAGCUACUCACUUCUUUCUUGGAAACAAGAAGCUAGAAAGUGUAUGGUGGUGUCACGACGGAGACCAAGUCAUCAGCUCCCACAGCGAUGGCACAUACUGUCACUGGUCUGUUUCCAAAGACCACUCUCAGACAGCACCCGUCAAAAAUGAAAUGCCUUACGGUUCUUUUCCCUGUAAAGCUAUUUCUAAAAUUGUAACGCUUACCACGAAGAAGGGCUCAUCCUUUGUGAUCUUUAGUGGUGGAAUGCCACGGGCGAGCUAUGGAGACCGGCACUGCAUCUCAGUAAUUCAUGGCAGAAACCACGUAGCUUUUGACUUCACAUCAAGAAUCAUCGACUUUGCUGUCAUUUGUGGAGAAAAUUCAGAAUCUCAACAUACUGACCCAGUUGCCUUACUGGUACUGGCAGAAGAAGAACUGGUGGCGAUUGACUUGAAGUCGGAAAGCUGGCCAGCAAUUCAGACACCCUAUCUGGCCCCCCUACACUGUUCAGCCAUCACCUGCUCCCACCACGUUUCAAACAUCCCCCUCAAGCUCUGGGAACGCAUCCGAAGUGCAGGGGAAAAGCAGAACAUGCACUACUCGGACAUGCCGUGGCCUGUGAACGGGGGGCUGAAUGUUGCGCCUGAUCCGCCUCAGAGAGAUUUACUGCUAACAGGCCAUGAAGAUGGCACUGUCCGAUUCUGGGAUGCUUCUGGCGUGUGUCUCUAUCCUAUCUACAAGCUGUCCUCUGCAGGAGUGUUCCUCACUGACUCUGACCCCAAUGACAACAUGAACUCUGCUGGUGAAGGAGAGUGGCCGCCGUUUCGAAAGGUUGGCUGCUUUGACCCCUACAGCGAUGAUCCACGGCUUGGCAUCCAGAAGAUCCACUUGUGUAAAUAUAGUGGCUACCUGGCAAUAGCCGGGACGGCAGGGCAGGUGUUGGUGAUGGAGCUCAAUGAUGAAGAUGCACAGCACAUUGUCGGCAACACGCUGGCAGAUCUGCUUCAGGAUCGGGAAGGGUUCAAGUGGAAGGGACAUGCCCAGCUGAGCAGGCGUGAAGAGCCGGUACAUUUUCCCCAAGGAUUUCAGCCCUUUGCCCUCGUGCAGUGUCAGCCACCAGCUGUCAUCACCUCCCUCAUUCUUCAUUCGGAGUGGAAGCUCAUCGCCUUUGGGACCAGCCAUGGCUUCGGCCUCUAUGACUACUACCAAAAGCGCAUUGUCCUUGUCAGAUGUACCCUGAACCCUUGUGACCAGCUCGCUUUGGAAGGGCCGCUGUCCAGGGUGAAGUCUAUUAAAAAGUCUCUGAGGCAGUCGUUCAGGCGAUUCCGUCGCAGCCAGGCCUCCGGACGGAAAAGGCCAGUGGGGAAUGCAGCAAAGAUCCAAGAGCUGAAUGCAAGGCUCGAGCAGGAGGCGCUCCAAGAGAUGGAGUUGGCGCCUGUGCAACGGAAAAUUGAGGCCCGCUCUUCUGAUGACUCCUUCACCGGACUUAUACGGACGCUGUACUUUGCGGAUUCCUUUAUUCGGGAUGGCUCACAUCAUACUCCUUCUCUUUGGGCUGGUACAAAUGGUGGCUCUGUCUUUGCUUAUUCACUUCGAGUGCCACCUGCAGAAAAAAGGACAGACAAUUUAGUUAUGGCCGAGCCAGCAAAAGAGAUCCAGUUGAUGCACCGAGCGCCUGUGGUUGGAAUUGUAAUCUUGGAUGGACAUGGCGUGCCCCUUCCUGAACCACUUGAAGUAGCCCACGAUCUUUCUCGCAGUCCAGACAUGCAUGGCUCACACCAGCUGCUGGUUAUCUCAGAAGAACAAUUCAAGAUGUUUACUUUACCCAAAGUGAGUUCAAAAACGAAGCUAAAACUGACAGCAACAGAGGGCUCCCGUGUUCGUAAAGUCUCUGUAGCGACCUUCAUUAGCAGCAAGAUGCCCGACCACAGUGAGACUGGCCUGGCCAUACUCACCAACCAGGGGGAUUUACAUGUCAUCUCACUGCCAGGCAUCAAACCCCAGGUCCACUACAGCUGCAUUCGCAAGGAGGACGUCAGUGGAAUCGCUUCUUGUGUGUUCACUAAAUACGGACAAGGGUUUUACCUGAUCUCCCCCUCGGAGUUUGAGCGUUUCUCCUUGUCAGCCCGAUGGUUGGUGGAGCCGCGUUGCUUAGUGGAAAUUCCUCGUUCUGCUGCUGAAAGGUCUUUGAGGAGGAGAACUGCUGCUGAAGAAUCUCCUGAUGACACAAGGGAAUCCCGACUGCACAGUAACAGAACUACAGAGGACGCAGAGACGUCUCCCGGUGUGAUGGAGCACGCCUUACUCAAUGAUGAAGCAGUACUGAUGGAAAUCCAGACGUCUUUGGAGGGGGACCGAAGGAGUCGAACAGAAAAGAACACAACAAGACCGUCUGGAAAUGUGAAAAUGAUGGCCAAUGGAGAGUAACCGACGCCUUGGCUGCCAGCUUUCUGAUGCCAUAACACUACUGAACGCUGCCCUGAAGGAGGCCCUUUGCUUUCUCUGAUCCCACACAGCAGGAGCCCCUCAGAGCGACCCGCACGCCAGCCUCAGUGCCUCACCAAACGUCCGCGAUACCCCGACAUCCUACCCCCGUACCUGAACCCGGGUUGCAUUAAAAAAAAAAAAAAAAAGUAUAUUUUGCACAAUUUCUCUUGAAUUGCGAAAGGAGGACUUUAACAAAACAAGACUGCGUGUGGCCUGCCAGCGUGUGCCCACCGUCUGUCCGUCCUCACUGCGUUACGCAGCCCGUCUUUUACUUUACCGAUUUUUGAAUUGGGUGUGAUCCGUUUUUUUUUUUUUUCACAAUGGAAAUACAAUUUAGGAAUGUAUCUUUUUAAUAAGAGCGUUUUAGAUAAUUUUUUAAUAUAUGUAAACAAAUUGAUUCAUUUUUACUUGGGCUUUUGGGUGGCUGCUAUACCCUUUUAGUACUCAACAAGGACAUAUUUUGGUACUCUGUAUAAAAUGUGGGUAUUUUAGUGUCACAUAGAUUCUAUUUUUUUUAGUAAACAUGACAAAAAAUUAUAAUUUCACACUACAGCCUACUGAUUAAAAAAAAAAAUAAAUGUUUUAACAGAA
Molecule: messenger RNA, 4225 nt
Organism: Polypterus senegalus (gray bichir)
Lineage: Eukaryota; Metazoa; Chordata; Cladistia; Polypteriformes; Polypteridae
Gene: llgl2
Product: LLGL scribble cell polarity complex component 2
Exons: 26
Coding region: 503-3574 (1023 amino acids)
Biological process (GO): regulation of protein secretion; cortical actin cytoskeleton organization; regulation of establishment or maintenance of cell polarity
Cellular component (GO): cytoplasm; plasma membrane; cortical actin cytoskeleton
Molecular function (GO): GTPase activator activity; myosin II binding
Source: RefSeq, a predicted model, not a curated record